Molecule: messenger RNA, 1349 nt
Organism: Sciurus carolinensis (gray squirrel)
Lineage: Eukaryota; Metazoa; Chordata; Mammalia; Rodentia; Sciuridae
Gene: Tcea2
Product: transcription elongation factor A2
Exons: 11
Coding region: 150-1334 (394 amino acids)
Biological process (GO): DNA-templated transcription; transcription elongation by RNA polymerase II
Cellular component (GO): nucleus
Molecular function (GO): nucleic acid binding; zinc ion binding
Source: RefSeq, a predicted model, not a curated record
GGAGUUGUGGUCCGCGGGGCGGGGACUCUGCGUCCCAGGAUGCAGUGCGCGGCCGCCGAUCGGGGGUUUGGGUCGAGGGUCGCGGCGGCGGCGGCCCGCGUCCAGCCGGGCUGGGUUGUUGAGCUGAGCGGGGCGCUGCCCCCUAGGCGAUGAUGGGCAAGGAGGAGGAGAUUGCGCGGAUCGCCCGGAGGCUGGACAAGAUGGUGACCAGGAAGAGCGCGGAGGGAGCCAUGGACCUGCUGCGGGAGCUGAAGGCCAUGCCUAUCACGCUGCACCUGCUCCAGUCCACCCGUGUUGGGAUGUCUGUCAACGCCCUGCGGAAGCAGAGCUCGGACGAGGAGGUCAUUGCACUGGCCAAGUCCCUCAUCAAGUCCUGGAAGAAGCUCCUGGAUGCUUCCGAUGCUCAAACCAGGAAUCAGGGGAAGGGCACACCUUUGCCCACAUCAGCCUCAAAGGAUGGCUCAGAGGCCAUGGAUCCCAGGGAUGUUGGUCAGCCUUUGCUGGAUACUCUCACAGCUGAGACUCCCUGCCCUAGCCAUCUGAGCCGCAAGAAGCCGGAGCUUCCCAGGAUGCUGUCCACCCCAAGGAUUACCACGUUCCCCCCAGUGCCUGUUACCUGUGAUGCUGUGCGCAACAAGUGCCGUGAGAUGCUUACCACUGCCCUGCGAACAGACCAUGACCAUGUGGCUGUUGGUGCGGACUGUGAGCGACUGUCAGCCCAGAUUGAGGAGUGCAUCUUCCGGGAUGUGGGAAACACAGACAUGAAGUACAAGAACCGCGUGCGCAGUCGGAUUGCCAACCUGAAGGAUGCCAAGAACCCUGACCUGCGGCGUAACGUGCUGUGUGGUGCCAUAACCCCGCAGCAGAUUGCAGUGAUGACAUCGGAGGAGAUGGCCAGUGACGAGCUGAAGGAGAUCCGCAAGGCCAUGACCAAGGAGGCCAUCCGCGAGCACCAGAUGGCACGCACGGGGGGCACUCAGACCGACCUGUUCACCUGUGGCAAGUGCAGGAAGAAGAACUGCACCUACACGCAGGUACAGACGCGCAGCUCUGAUGAGCCCAUGACCACCUUUGUUGUUUGCAAUGAGUGUGGAAAUCGCUGGAAGGUAGUUCUGCUGAGCACUCUGCAAUUGUGCUGUGGCCCCAGGCCCUGGCCAGUACUGCCCCUCCUGCAUUCUUGGUGGACACAGCUUCUCUGGAGACCCCCAGCAGGCAGCAUGCCCUGGUGCCUGCUGUGCAUCUUUCUCUCCUUUGCCCCAUUAUUAAAGGUUUUAUUUGCCAUCUUGCCAUCCUUGGGCCUUGCUCCUGGUGGACUGUACACGGGCUUCAACUGAGCCCCUAUCCCUGUA